Messenger RNA from Populus nigra (black poplar), 1341 nucleotides. RefSeq names its product outer envelope pore protein 37, chloroplastic-like. Gene Ontology annotation, molecular function: monoatomic ion channel activity. The transcript is spliced from 6 exons. The record is from RefSeq and is a predicted model, not a curated record. Bases 85 to 1080 code for a protein of 331 amino acids. NCBI's taxonomy places the organism in Eukaryota, Viridiplantae, Streptophyta, Magnoliopsida, Malpighiales, Salicaceae. Gene Ontology annotation, cellular component: chloroplast outer membrane. Gene Ontology annotation, biological process: monoatomic cation transport.
AAUUUCCUACACUCAUUUCGUCCCCCCCUCUAUCUCCAAACAAAACAAAUUUUGGAAGAGAAUCAAAUAUCAAUCACCACCACCAUGGCUGAAUCUCCUCCUCCUCCUCCUCCAUCCCUUCCACCAAAUCCUAACCACAUGGUCCCACCAAUCCCACAUACAGAUGCACCACAAUCACCAGCAUCUCCAAUUUCCCUACUUUCAAAAAGACCAAAACUUAGAGUGACCUCUGAGUUUGACAGUGACACUUCUUUGUUCUUCCACAAAGUUUCCUGUAAGCUCCUUGAUAGCUUUGCCAAGCUCAAACUUUCUUUUCAAAACAACAACAAGGGUGAACCCUCUCAACCCCAGUUUGCUCUCACUUCCAAAUUACUCUCCAUUCAUUAUGACCUUGAAGAACAGAAUGCCCUUGUCAAGACUUCUUUUGAUCUUGGUCCUAAGUUCCAUUUUAAGGCUGCCCAUGAUGUCAAGGCAAAACAAGGAGAGGUGGCAAUGGUUGCUGACUUGGGCGAUCCUGGUUAUGCACUUGAAAUCUCAUCUCCUGUUCCAACUGUUGGUGCGCCGAGGGCGACAUUGAAAUUCCCUCAUGGUGAAGUUUCAUUGGGGGAGAAAGAGGAGGAGGAAGCGAGGAGAACAGUGUCUGUUAGUGGAAUUGUCAAAAGUCAGUUAACGAAUGGAAUCUUCACUGCUCAAUUUAACGAUGAAGAUUUGAAACUAAGAUAUUGCUACAAGGAUGAGACAGUUUCCUUUAUCCCAAGCAUUUCACUGCCUUCAAGUGCUUUAUCGUUUGCAUUCAAACGUCGGUUCACUCCUUCCAAUAAGUUGAGCUACUGGUACAAUUUUGAUUCUAACAACUGGAGUACUGUGUACAAGCACACCUAUGGGAAAGAUUUCAAAUUUAAAGCUGGUUAUGAUUCAGAUGCUAGUCUUGGCUGGGCAUCACUUUGGGUUGGAGAUGAAGCUAGCACCGCAAAGACCACCCCGAUGAAGAUGAAAAUCCAGUUUAUGCUGCAAGUGCCACGAGAUGACAUCAGAAAUUCUGCACUAAUGUUCCGUGUUAAAAAGAGAUGGGACAUAUAGUAGGAUUACCUGAUGACGGAACUCCGUGUUUCUGUUAAAUGUGGGUUCCACUCGAGUAGUUUUGGGCCAUCCGUAUUUGUAAUAUUGCUACAUAAUAACGCCAGUACCAAAUCUCUUUGCAAAAAAAUCUGUCUGUGUGAAAGCUAAGAGUGGCUCUCAAGUGAAAGGAAGCUCCUGCUGAGUUCCCCAAAGGCAAGUUGUUGAAGGUUAUCCUUUGCUUAUUGGCAUUAACAUUAUGCAGGAAAGUCUGCUAUUCAAUCA